CUUUAUAGAAUCGAAAGGCUACCGGUCGGUGGUGGUAGACGCAGACUUUUGAAUGCUGAGCAGGAGGCAGCCAUUGUGAACAUGGUUCUGGCAAAUAAUGCCAUUAGGCUGCGUGAAAUCAGGGCAGCAGUGAUUGCAGAUCAGGGGGUAUUUCGAAAUGUAAAUACUGUGAGUGAGACAACAAUUGCCCGUGUCCUCAGUAGGAACAACAUGGCUAUGAAACAGCUCUACAGAGUUCCCUUCCAGAGGAACUCUGAUGCUGUGAAGGAGGCCAGAUGCCAAUAUGUGGAGCGUAUCAUGGAGCUUGAAGCUGAGGGGGCACAUCAUAUUUUCAUCUAUGUCGAUGAAGCCGGCUUCAACCUCUGUAAAGUGAGGCGCUGUGGGAGGAACCUCAUUGGGCAUAGGGCCACUAUUACAGUUCCAGGGCAGAGGGGCACCAACAUUACUAUGUGUGCUGCUAUUUCUAAUGAUGGCAUCCUCAGCCAUAUUCCAGCUGUUGGCCCCUACAAUAGUGAGCGCCUCAUUGCAUUCUUGGACACCCGGCAUGACAGGCUCAUCCCGCCUCAGGAAAGAGGGCUGUUGAGGCCUGGCAUGCCACUGUUUGUAAUCAUCUGGGACAAUGUGGCAUUCCACCACUCUCAUGUGGUGAAUGAGUGGUUUGUGGGGCACCCGAGGAUGAUGAUGCAAUUCCUUCCUCCAUACUCUCCAUUUUUAAAUCCUAUAGAGGAAUUCUUCAGUGCAGGGAGAUGGAAGAUAGAUGUUGGUCACCAGAUGGAGCUGCAGUUUCUCACAUCUUCAGCACUGAGCUCGGUGUUAAAUUGA
Molecule: messenger RNA, 822 nt
Organism: Thalassophryne amazonica
Lineage: Eukaryota; Metazoa; Chordata; Actinopteri; Batrachoidiformes; Batrachoididae
Exons: 3
Coding region: 82-822 (246 amino acids)
Molecular function (GO): nucleic acid binding
Source: RefSeq, a predicted model, not a curated record